Molecule: messenger RNA, 2619 nt
Organism: Fonsecaea nubica
Lineage: Eukaryota; Fungi; Ascomycota; Eurotiomycetes; Chaetothyriales; Herpotrichiellaceae
Exons: 6
Coding region: 1-2619 (872 amino acids)
Biological process (GO): DNA-templated transcription
Molecular function (GO): zinc ion binding; DNA binding
Source: RefSeq, a predicted model, not a curated record
AUGCCCGCAAAGGUUCCAUGUACAAAUUGUGUUGCCUUUUCUAUUGAAUGCCGGAUUCCCGUGCCCAAGCGGAAAAGGGCCAACGCCGCCCGUGCCAAAGAUGAGGAGAGUGAGGCCGGCGACUCGCAACAGGCGGCGACACCUUCCGAGCCUCGCCCCGCGCGGCCAGCACAACCAAAGCCGACUGUUGGAUUCAAUUCACCCGAUGGCAUUCCCUCGACACAGAUGUCAGAGGCGCAGGCCGCCCAACAAGCUGCCAACAACAGCACCAUGGCACAGUUCAUGAAGCCCAAAUUCGCUCGAGCCCCGAUUAAAGAAGCUGGGCGAGUAGCAUAUCUUGGAGAGUCAUCAAACCUGUCACUCCUUGUCCAUGACCGCCAUGGCACCACAGAUGUUGUUCACUAUCCCUUACCGGAGAACAUUAGAGGCGCCCGCGCUCGCCUAACAGAGCCUGACCAGAUGGAAAUAGAGAUCCUUCAGCAGAGGGGUGCAUUCCUUCUCCCACCCCGUGCACUGUGUGACGAGCUGGUGGAUGCUUACUUUCGAUGGGUUGCUCCUAUCGUGCCAGUCAUCAAUCGAAGCCGCUUCAUGAAGAGAUAUAAGGAUACCAAGAACCCGCCAUCGUUGUUGCUGCUGCAGGCUAUCUUGCUGGCUGGUUCCAGAGUCUGCACCAACCCGCAACUGAUGGACGCAACCGGCUCGACCACGCCGGCUGCAAUGACUUUCUACAAACGGGCAAAAGCUCUAUACGAUGCGAAUUAUGAGGAUGAUCGCAUUACCAUUGUCCAGGCUUUGAUUCUGAUGGGCUGGUACUGGGAGGGCCCCGAAGGUAAGGCAUCAGCGGCCACCGAAUUUACCGACAACCCUCGAUCUAACAUUGCGGCAGAUGUGACAAAGAAUGUCUUUUACUGGACUAGGGUCGCCAUUGUGGUUGCUCAGGGAGCGGGAAUGCAUCGAAGUGUGGAAAGUUCUCAACUGAGCAGACAAGAUAAGCGUUUGUGGAAGAGAGUAUGGUGGUCGCUCUUUACUAGAGAUCGAUCAGUAGCCGUGGCUUUAGGCCGACCUGUUUCGAUCAACACGGACGAUUCCGACGUGGAGAUGAUCACCGAGGAGGAUUUUAUCGAAGAUGAGGGCGAUCCGAACAAUGACUAUCAGGCCGACCCGGUGCACAUUCAGUUCUUCUUGCAAUAUGUCAAGCUCUGCGAGAUCAUGGGACUCGUGUUGUCUCAGCAAUAUUCGGUCGCCUCAAAAGCUCGGCGGACUAAUGCGAUCGACCUGACUCACAGCGAUAUGGCUCUUGCAGACUGGCUACAAAACUGCCCUCGUGAAGUAUAUUGGGAACGCUCACGCCAUCAUUUCUGGUCUGCGCUUCUGCACUCCAACUACUAUACCACUCUGUGCUUGCUGCACCGAGCCCAUAUGCCGCCAGCCACUGCAAAACCCCAUGACUAUGAAAAUGUCGACAUGGCUUAUCCUUCGAGGACAAUUGCUUUCCAGGCUGCUGGAAUGAUCACUUCAAUCAUGGAAAACCUUCUUGCUCACGACCAAGUCAAAUACACGCCUGCUUUCAUUGUGUACAGUCUGUUCUCUGCGCUCAUUAUGCACGUCUACCAAAUGCGAUCUUCAGUGCCGUCAGUGGUCGCUGCAAGUCAGGAGCGCAUCAAUGUGUGCAUGAACGCCUUAAAAGAGGUGUCGAAGGUCUGGCUAGUUGCCAAAAUGGUUCACACCUUGUUUGAGUCCAUUCUCGGUAACAAAGUGCUGGAGGAGAGGCUCCAAAAGGCCACCGGGAAGAAGGCUCAAAGAGCCAAAGUCAACCAACGGGAUCAAGGUCAAAACCACGCCAACGGCAAUUCGAAUGGCAUCGGAAGUGCCACCCCUGCACCCGCACCGCCGCCGGCGCCGCCGGCAAAUCCAGCCAAACGCAAGUUCGACGAUAUCGACCUCGCCUUCAACGUUGGACCGCCUGCCCCUCAAAUGUCCUACGAGCGUUCGCGGCCUCAAACCCCUGCCGUCACGCCUUCUCGCGACAUACCACAACAACCGCAGCACAACUUCUUGGCCUCGCCGCCGCUGCAAAAUGAACAGUACUUACCUCCAUCCAGGUCUCGAGGGGCGUCACGCUUGCCGUCAAGAGGCCCUACGCGGGCCAACUCUCCGUUCAACGGGUAUUCGAUCCCUGCCACACCGCCGGAUCUGUUCCUAGUCACCAGAGACUCUCCAAACAUCUCGCAACAGCUGUGGGAGAAUUUCCAGCCAGAUCAGCUAUUUCCUGACGGCACAAUCGGGGAUGUGAUUGGUCUGAGCACAAGCCCCAUUCUCAACCAUGCGGUGGAUCCUCAACUACAGCAACUACAGGGACAACAGACCGGGAUGAGCACAGGCGGACAGUCUAUGCCUCCUAUAGAUAUAUCAGGGCAGGGACAGCAGCAGACUCAAGUAUGGCCUCCGGGCAUGCAAGGAAUGAUGGGUGCAGGUAUGGAGUUGCAUGACAGUGACGGGUGGUCGACUAGUUCACUCGGAAAUGCGCCGGUCGCCCCUACAACGCUCAACGUUGAAGACUGGUUCCAGUUUUUUGGGAUCAAUGGUGAAGUGGCAGGCAUGAACAUGGACGGAACCUAG